AUGUCCGUUCGACUUGUUUCCAGUGCAAAGAGUUUGCGCGAGCAAUUCAGAGCUGCUCAGAGUAAUGGUAACUCAACAAUGCCAUCCAAUAGCGCUGUUGCCCACACACCCUCAAAUGGUGUAUCUCGGUCCAAGACACUUCGGCCACCCAUUGGUGCCAAAUCGCCUUCACGCCAAAACACUUUGCUUCGCACCUCAAGCGGUGGCAACCUUCGUCGUGCAAAGAGCAUACAAAAGAAAGGGCUCAUUUCGAAGGUCUUUGCUGAUGAAGAAGUCAAUCCUCAUGAAGCGCUGCCAGACCUCUCCAUGGAAGUAACAUCAUUGAUCGUUAAACGCUGCAUUAAAGAGAUCCGUGAACGAGGAUUGGCAACUAAGGGUAUCCUUCGACAGGUCCAAAUGGCCCAGAGUCAAAAAGUCAUCAUUGACACGAUUCGCAUAAUUCUCGACGACGACGCAAGCACAGAGCUCUCGCCAUUGCACCAAAUUGACAUUCAUCUCGUGGCUCAUGCCAUGAAAUGGGCCAUCCGCUACUCUGAACAGAUCCUUGUCACUUAUGAGGACUAUCAAUCUCUCUAUGUAGAGCAAGAUCGUAACUUCACCAAAUUCGCACACAAUUUGCCACCAACUAACCGCGCCAUCCUCCUUGACCUCUUUUCGCUCUGUGCUGAUGUCACACUGCUCGCCCAUCUCAAUAACAUGACCCUUGUUGCUGUCGCCAAGGCAAUCUCGCUCAGUAUUAUGGCUGGUCCAGAACGUGAGUUCACAACAUUUGAUGCAUCCUUGCAGCAGCGCAACCUCUGGGGAGCUGCAUGUGAGGAUCUUUUAAGAGCUUUCCUGCGCAUCAAGACUACAUAUGACCUGGCCAAAAUUGAUCAAGAGGACGAAGUAGAUGAAAAUAGAUACAUCUGCAAUGAGACUCGCGUUCUUAAGAGUGCCCGUCAGAGUAGCCGAGAUAUUGGACAUAUUCCGAAUAGUAUUAAUCUCCCUUCUGGACAUGACAUCUCCUUGCCCUCGAGCACUGGUUCAAGUUUACCAGGCUCGGCAGGUUGGCGAACUCCAGGUGCUGGCACACCACAGUCAUAUGCUACCAAUCAUACCGGUUAUUUUGAUAUGGUUGUUCCCCGACCAGGAUCCCCUCUUUCACAAUCCAGUGCAAUGUAUGGUGCGUCACCCUCGCAGCCUCAUUUGAAUGCGAAGCCCACUUUCCCCGUCUCCGCACCCAUUGCGUUACCAAGCGUCCAACAUAUAGACGAUAUUACAGAGUAUGAAGAGCUCAUGCAAGAUCAAUCACAUUUGAAUCGCCUGCGAUCAGAUCGGAACAGUAUGCUUCGUCCAGCAGAGCCCAUGCGACGAAGGUCCUCGGUAACGGACAUGGAGAGUCUCUAUAUGCUUCCUGUAGAAGUUACUUCCCCUGUUGAUGGCUAUGAAUCAGACCCUGAAGUGUCUCACGCACAUGAAGAAGAUCCGAACGACUCCCUUACCCUAGAUUUCGCAGACGGCCUCAACUGGGACUUUAGCAAGCAUGUAGAUAUGACCUCAAAUGAUGCACCAUCCUUAACCAGCUUCCAAUCUCAGCCAUGCGGAGCUAGCAAACAUGUCAGCCGCUCAAAUAAUGCAAAUGGACUCGGAAUGAGUAGCCCAGCAUAUACGCCUUCGCCACAAGGCCUUCGUAAUCAUUUAAAGCAACAAAGCCCGUCCACUCAUGUGGGACACUCGCAGGGCCCUCCAGCAUACCAAAACUACCCCCUAUCUUUGAGCAUCCCUCCACAGGGCUCCAUUCAACGUGUUAUGUCCCCAACUCGUGCUCGCAUCAAUCAAGCUGUAGCACAGAACUAUCCUUCCAGAACUUCUCCUUCUUUCCGUCCUCACCAUUCGAGACGAAACUCUGCUAUACGUCGAUCCAUUUCGAUGAAUCCAGCUGCAGCGUACAGCUAUAUCCAUAGACGACCUGAAGAGUUGCAAGCGGACAUUUUGGCCCACGACCUGGCUGUACAAUUGGAAAAAGAUCUUGUUGUCAAUGACAUCCGGUUCCAAUUGCUCCAAGUUAAAAAUGCUGAUCACCAAGAUCCCGCUCGAGCCAGCUCUGCUUUCUCAUUGCACCUAUCUCCUCUAGACCUGGAGCGAGGUUCGGUAGUCUCAUCACGCCGAGGCUCUUCUAUCUCUGCAAAUGAUCGACCAAAAUCCAUGAUUGAGCUUAACACAACCAAUCUUCCUCCACAGUAUGAAGAAGCCAGCACCUCCGCAACCGAGCCAGUUUCUGCUGAUGAGCUCAAGCCAACAGAGGCUAUCACUCGGCCUACAGAGGUCAGCAUUAUGUUUGCUCCUAUCCCAACGAUGGCGCCCUUGUCACCUAGAUCUGAAAUGAAAUCAAAAUUCCACGAAAGCUUUCCUGAACGCCCUGUCUCACCGCCUUCUGGCUAUCGCGGCACAGCAUCUGCAGACGCGUCCAGGCGGUCAAUGACUAAUACCAUUCCCAAGAGUAGUCACAGCCAAAAGCGACCGGUCAGCUCCACAAGCACUAAGAUUCGCCCUUCUCUUAGACAGAGCGCGACCUUCUCUGGAGCACCGAUAUCUUCUCAGUCCUCGAAUAGCGAUAGCAAGUCCAGAACCUCUGGCUUCAUUCGCGCUCUUUCAUUCAAAUUGCGCUCAAAACAUAGUGAUGACCAGCUUAAAGCUGCAAAGUCCAACCAAGAGGUUGGUGCUGUCCCUAUGCCAACGCCUUCGGUCUCAUUUGAACCUCCUCGCCUUGAGUUGAGUUUUAUGAACGAUGGCCUUGGCCCCACAGAGUUGAGCUUCUGCUCAAAUUCUGAGGACCAGCUUCCAUCCACCGCCGCACCAGCACCCUUCCAGAGUGGAUCUGGAUCGGAGACUCUGGAGAACUGUAAACAGUUUGCUCAGUCGCCCAUUCCUAUCCAAUCCGACAACGUCAAUUCGAAUCCAACAGUAAAUGGAAUGCAGCAACAGCAACACAGAGAACUUCAUCCAGCAGGAUUCACAGGCAUACGUCGUAAAUCUGAGGUACUUCUUAGCUCGAGUAGCUCCCAAUCUAUUAGGAAAGAGCUUCAAAAGCCCAAGUCAGGCCCUAUACUCUCCGUAAAGUCUCUGCAGCAGUCUCAUUCAACUGCCAAAGAUAGUGACGAUGAUAAUGCGAAAGCAAAGGAGUCAAAGAAGUUUUCAGGGCAGUCAGAGACACCAGCAACAUCAACGGAGUCGAUCAUCCCCAAGACAGAUGUGGUCGAGAAGGAACUCAGUUUCUCAACCGCAACUCUUUUGAAGGAUGGUAAGCUCUACUACCAAUUGCGAUGGAAUCAAUUCUCGGAAAUAGGAUUCAAAUCUGAUUAUUUCAUUGAACCGACUCAGCUACAUCAACUUCAACUGUCCCAGGAGGGUCCUCAGCAGCAGCAGCACCAGUGGCAGCACCAGUGGCAGCAAGACAGCGAUCAUAUGAGAAUAUUAUCAGCCAGCUUGCCCAGCCCAACUUUGGAACUCCCGGGACAGCUAGGUCAAGAACAAGCACAGAAUCAACAACGAGGACCCAGCCAGGCGCAGAGGGCUGCGGCGAUGAAAGUUGCCAGAGAAAGCUUCCUGGCAGUGGCGAGCGACCCCGAGGCGCUAGCGGCGCUCAAAGCGGAAUCUGCGAGAAGGAACGGUCAAGCCAUGAUCAUCAGCAGCGGCACAUUUGCGAAGGACUCGAUCAUGCCCCAACUGGAUCUAUUUCCUCACCCACCCACUAUCACCAGCAAGUCGAUCGCGAGCCCUCAGCAAGUACAGCAAAUCUACCCGAGCCCGAACCUCAGCCCGAAUGGCAGUCUCAAAUCAGCACGAUCGAUCGAUGCGAUUUCAGCAACAGGAUUCCCAGCGGCGGAUGGAGAAGGACGCGACAGUGUUCAGAGGAGUAUGUCCGACAGGCCAUCAGCAACAGGGGGAGCGCCCUUUUCACCUUCCAAAACCAUCACGAAGCCUGGAACAGCUGUUGUUGGUGGUGGUGGACAUGGUUCUUCUGUGUCGUCUUCGCCGGGAGCUCGUUAUAAAAGGCAACACAAGCGUACUGCCUCUGCAACCUCGGAUGUUGCAGCUGUUGCUGUCAAGAGCAAAGGAAGGAACAAACUCUUUGGAAGAAAAUCCAAGAAGUUGGCCAAUCUAUAUCUUUCGGGAUCAACAACUUCCUUGGCCUCAGCCUUGCCAACAACAAUUCAUAAAUCAAACAGUGGAGGCCGUAAGCGCAGAUUGUUCCCUGUGGGUGUGAAGCGUCAAGAUGUGAUGACAAGAACAAUAGAGUCGAUGGAUGAAGUAUUCCCGUGGAUGUGUAUCGAGCACAUGGCUGGACAGGAGAGCGGAUGGGUGAUGUUGGAGCCUGUCCAGGAUAGAGCUGUUGGGUGGGUGAUGGUUGAUAGGUUGGAGGAUGAGAGAAUAUCUGCAGCGGCACGAGCGAUAGUACCACAAGCCAGCGAACGCUAUGAUCAACGAGAAGAGCUGAUGUCAGAGCGUUACCAACCACUUCAGCCCAAGACCGCAAUGCAGGCACAGGUCGCAUAG
Molecule: messenger RNA, 4536 nt
Organism: Lobosporangium transversale
Lineage: Eukaryota; Fungi; Mortierellomycota; Mortierellomycetes; Mortierellales; Mortierellaceae
Exons: 4
Coding region: 1-4536 (1511 amino acids)
Biological process (GO): signal transduction
Source: RefSeq, a predicted model, not a curated record